This is a messenger RNA of Motacilla alba alba, 1039 nucleotides long. RefSeq names its product sulfiredoxin 1 (gene SRXN1). Gene Ontology annotation, molecular function: sulfiredoxin activity. The coding region runs from base 16 to 741 and encodes 241 amino acids. Lineage: Eukaryota; Metazoa; Chordata; Aves; Passeriformes; Motacillidae. The record is from RefSeq and is a predicted model, not a curated record. Gene Ontology annotation, biological process: cellular response to oxidative stress. Gene Ontology annotation, cellular component: cytoplasm. The transcript has 2 exons.
CAACUCAGCCUCAGGAUGAUCCUCAAUGCCCCGGCCGGGCCAGGUGGGACCCGAGACCCCCAGGGGAGGGGGCAGGACAGGGAUCCCCAGCACACACGGUGGGGGCUCAGCUGCCGCGUGCCCGUGGGUGUCCCAGGGGAAGGAGGAGCCGAGGGCAGCCCUGACCGCAGGCUCUCCGGAGCAGGCAGCGGGCCAGCCGGCUCUGGCACCCGGCCCGGAAGUCUGUCCUGCCCCUUCACUGUGACUCUGCAAAACGGUGGGGCGGAGGCCGUGACGAUGACGAUGGCCGGGCAAGGAGGAAGUAGAGGGGUACGGCUGGGUGCUGCACUGCUCGGGGCAGAGCGGAGGGCUCGGCUGAGCACGACAGAGGAGAGCCAAGGCCGGCCGGCAGCCACAGCCAUGGCAGAGGCCGAAGACAGGAGCAUCCAUACCCAGCACAUCUCGGCCGUGCACAACGUGCCCAUGCGGGUCCUCAUCCGGCCCAUCCCGGCAGAGCUGGAGCCGGGAAAGGUGCAGAGCCUGAUGGAGACCCUGCAGGAGGAUCCCGAGCGGGUGCCCCCCAUCGACGUGCUCUGGAUCAAAGGCAGUGAGGGCGGCGAUUACUUCUACUCCUUCGGGGGCUGCCACCGCUAUGCUGCCCACCAGGCACUCCGCCGGGAGACCAUCCCCGCCAAGAUCAUCCCCUCCACCCUCAGCGACCUCCGUACCUACCUGGGCUCCUCCACGCCUCACCUGCGCUAGCCCAGCACCCCGAGGAUGCCCAGCAGCCCCUUCUAUCCCUGUUGGUUCCCACCCGAGAGCCCUCGAUGAGGAUGUGGUCGGCGUCCCCAGCCCUGGGGAGUCCCCAUGGUCCCUCCAGGUGGGAGGGGUCAGGGUGCCCAGACUCGGAGGGUCCCGCGGUCCCGGCAGCCGGAUGGGUCGGCCUCUCACCGGUACCGGGAGGCGCCCGGCGGGGCCGGCAGGUGGCGCUAUUGCGCCGCGCUGCGCGGAGCCACCGCGCGGACCGGGACGGGAUAGACCGGGAAGGGAUGGACCGGGA